Messenger RNA from Branchiostoma floridae (Florida lancelet), 4910 nucleotides. RefSeq lists its product as uncharacterized. Gene Ontology annotation, molecular function: serine-type endopeptidase inhibitor activity; protein binding; carbohydrate binding. NCBI's taxonomy places the organism in Eukaryota, Metazoa, Chordata, Leptocardii, Amphioxiformes, Branchiostomatidae. Bases 210 to 3527 code for a protein of 1105 amino acids. Gene Ontology annotation, cellular component: external side of plasma membrane. Gene Ontology annotation, biological process: biological process involved in interspecies interaction between organisms. The transcript has 32 exons. The record is from RefSeq and is a predicted model, not a curated record.
AGACUGUCCCUGAACUGCUCCCCGAAGAUUGUGUACAGGUAGGGGUUGAUGGCACUGUUGGCGAUCAGCAGCAGCUCCACCGCGAUGGUCACCUCAUCCGGGACAUCGAACAGGCCGAACCUAACAUGACGUUCUACAAAGACAUUUGAUACCGUGAGACGUGGCAUUACCAUAGAAGACAUCGUAACCGGUUGGUCAUCUCCUGGGACAUGGCUUCUGUCAAACUUGUCAUCCACCUGCUGGUGUUGGGUCUAGCACCGGGAACCAGCUAUGCCUUCUUCAACUACCCUCCCGGUUCCUGGGGACCGUGGGGACCGUGGUCUAAUGAGUGCGGCUGCUCGGACACCUCCAGGUACCGGACACGGAACUGCGUGACUAUAUACGGCCAAGUGGUGACCGACGCGAUGCAGAUGAUGUUCACCUCAGGCUGCGGAAACUUCGGCAUGAACGUCGGCGACAACAUGGAGACAGUCGCCUGCCCGGAAUGCAGCGCUAUCCCUGAGCUGGAGACGUGGAACGCGUGGUCUGAGUGCUCCGACCCGUGCCUGGGCCAGCCGUACCGAAGCAGGGUCCGCCGCUGCAUCUACCCUAACGACCCGUACGGAGAACUGCCUCCUGUCGGCAGCUGUGACGGGAGCCUGUACGACCAGCAACACUGUGAUACAACAUGUGUCCAGAACGCGGAGUGGGACCUAUGGAGCAGUUGGAACUACUGCCCAUGUAACGCCAUCCCCAACCUGACCAAACGUGUCCGCUGGAGGGGCUGUAUCGACGGGGACCACCUCGGUAUCCUGUACGUGGAUGAUUUCAACUGUGGGGAGGGCGAUACCACUCAGACCAAGCUGUGUACGGCGGAGGAAAUCCCGGAAUGUACCAAACCUGUUUCUGCCAAGAGCUUGGGGUAUAAUUCAUCGUACUACGAGUGGAGCUCCUGGGGUUCCUGGACGCCGUGCCCGGACCUGUGUCUGCACGACCCGACCGUCAUCACCUCACGGUACCGGGUCUGCACCUACAUCUACAACGGGCAGACCGCGGACCAGCUGCUCUGCGGGGUCGACUUCUACCAGAGCGAGGCCUGUCCUAAGGUUCCAUAUGACGAAUGUAACGACUCGUAUGUUCCUGUCGAAUUCGAGCGGACACCGUGUUAUGAAGAAGGAGCAGGGGCCGUGUUCUACAAGGGCUGUGCUAUGACCUGCACGUGUGCUGAUGCUACACACUUCACCUGUGAGGACAUGUGUUCAAACCUACCGCCCGAGCUGUUCCAGUACGACCAGAACGGCUGCCGGUACAUCAUGACGCAGCCGUAUGCCGACAUGCCGUACAACCCGGACACGUGCUGCCCACACCUGGAGUGUGACCCGGCAUUCGCAGCCGGAAACUGCCCCGAGCUUGACUGUGAGGAGAACUGUAAGCGCGGGUACAAGGUGGAGCGGGGGUAUGACGGCUGUCUGCGCUGUCACUGUCUCAGCACGCCGACUAUUGCUGAGGAGGCAUACGGAGCCGCCAUUGACCACAACGAGGCAAGGGCUCGAAUGUGCCCUGCGCAUCUGCUAUGUGUCGGGUCCUGUGACACCGGGUACGCCCGGAACGAGCACGGCUGUCUCACAUGCGAGUGUAAUACGCCAGAUUGCCCAGCGAUGACCUGUGACCUAGACUGCCCGGGAGGACUGGCGAAAGACGCCUAUGGGUGCGAGCUGUGUCAGUGUGCUCUGUUUGACGACGGGUACUGCACACACCACGGCCAACACUACAAGAACGGACAGAAGUUCCUGUCAGACUGUGAGGGGGAGGGAGGCUGCUGCGAGAUGAUCUGUCGGUGCCUGGCCAACCACGUGACCUGCGAGACCAUCUGCCCAGCUGUUCCUAUGCCCGCCACUGAGAACUGCCCGUCCCCUGUACUGGUGACCGUCCCGGAAGUGUGCUGUCAGCAGUACGCCUGUAACCAUGACGACACCAUCAGCGCCAGGAGGGAGCUGGGUCUAGUGCCCGCAAAAUUGACAGCAGGCGACUGUGUGAGUAUAGACGACACGUGUGAGCUGCACUGUCUGGACGGGUACGCACAGAACCGGCAGGGCUGUGACAUCUGUCAGUGUUCUACCGUCGAUCCGGGUUCCUGCAUCCACAACGGUAACGUGUACAGGAACGGGCAGGCUUUUGUUGACCCUGAGACAUGUGAUCAGCGCUGUACCUGCAAGGAUGGGGACGUGGUCUGUGAGCUGUACUGCUCCGCGGGAGACGCCCCUGCUGAGGACUGUUUUAAGCUGGAGCUGCCCGGACUCUGCUGUACCAAGUGGGUCUGCAGUGAGCAGGAGAUGUACGCCACAUACGACGAGUUUGGAAUACAAGUGAACCGGAACGUGGAUGGAUCCACCCUGACUGUGUUUGUGGUGAGGCAGAACAGUCACCACAUUGCGGCAGCGGGCGAAGAGGAAACGCCGUGUGAAACUGCCCGAACCACAGCCUUGAACACCAACGAUACCUUGACCGGUGGUUACGUGCCGACCUGCUCGGACACAGGCGCGUACAUGCCCGUACAGUGUCACGGGAGUACCGGGGAGUGCUGGUGCGUGGACGGGCAGGGACAGGAGGUGUCCGGCACCAGGGUUGGAGCUGGAUACGCCCUACCUGACUGCUCCGACUACACCGUCCUGUCCUGCCCUGUCAAGUUCUGCACGGUGACCUGUCAGCACGGGUUCGCAGUAGGAGAGGACGGCUGCCACACGUGCGACUGUAAAGCUGAGCCAGGACCCCUGGGUCACCUGGUCUUCACCAUUGACUUCCCCGGGCUCGGUUACACCAGUGAUAUGGUGGACACCUCUUCAGCAGCCUUCCUGGGAACAGCUCAGGAGAUAGAGACCAACAUUAAAAGUGAGCUACUCUCCAACACAACCUGCUACGGAGUCUCUGUUUCAUCGCUGAGCAAGGGCACCGGAAACGUCGGCGUUAUCGCUUCCGGUGCGAUCACGGCCGGGGAGGAUGAGAUGACGCCUGCGCACACCCUCCUGACCAUGUCGUCACUAACUGGUCACGUGGGUAGCCUACAGAUGGGUAACGUGGACUUCCCUGACGCCAGCUGCUGUCCCAGCGGCUUCACACAUCGUAACGGUUCGGGCAGGUGCUACAAGUUUGAUAUGAAUAAUGAGUUCCUGAGCUGGGAGGACUCCAAGGCGCUGUGUGAGGCUGCCGGAGCCGACCUGCUCAGUAUCGAGGAUGAGGACGAGAACGCUUACAUCCAUCACUAUGUGGUGGAGAACAUCCUGUCGGCUGACCACCCUCAGUACAUCCACUGGACCAGCGGUAACGACCUGCAGCAGCAGGGGCACUUCGUGUGGGCGACGGGAGGAGUCGUCAACUACCGCCGCCGGCCUGGCGACUCCGUCCGGGACUACGCCGAGAAAACCGCCAAGCGCUGCAUCGCAGGAGGUGACCUUGUAGCCGCAGCCACCCUGGACCAGACCCGCUGCAGCUUCCAGCUGUACUACAUCUGUGAGAGGGCUUCUCUCUGUCCCGCACGCUGUGCACCGUGAGACGACACUAAUCUCCAAGCAGAUCCUACAAUGGCAUAAGAUAGUACCAAGCUGGCCAAGGAGUGUAGUCACACAAAAGGUGUCCAUUUGCCUUGUAGCGAAACAAACUCCUAAGCCGGCUUCACUCCUCUGGCAGCUUUUGAUACAACCUAAUGCUAACGUAGGAUCUGCUUGGAGAUAAAGACAACACAGCAGCAGGGAAACUUCAGCAGUGAGAAACAGAAAGUAACACUGCAACUGGACAAACAGUAGAAUACCCUACUUUACUUAACUUUGGACGCUAUACUAUAUGUCAUCUUCCACUCCACGUUAUUCCCCAUCAGGGACUUGAUUUUAUUCACCUUAGUCAGGUUGGUUUUAGUUCUUUUGUUGUCAAGAAAGGUUAUGUGUAGCCUUUCCAUUGUUUUUUUUUCUUGCAUUUAAUAACUUUGAAGCUAUAACGUCAGGGAGUCAGAUACAACGAGCUUUCCAGUCUUCUUCUCAUUAUCUACACUGUCACUUAUUGAAAACAAUUACAUAACUUCUUAUAAGAAAGAACAAAUCCCAUUGUAGUAUUCAAAUAAACAUUCUCAUGAAAGUUAGCUCUCAUUAUCGUUUUGGUGACGAUAGCAAUCCUCGUCCCUGAUCAGGCCAAAAAUCAAUAACCUAACAAUCAUCUCUAUCAAUAACUUAAACUACAUAGAAAUGGACGAAACUAAGACAUAGAUUGACCUCACGUUAGAGAACGUUGGCAAGGGAACCGCUAACUAAAGGCCCUAAUCAUUGAAAUUACAGGAAAACGUUGGGAAUACUAUUGAGGUACUAUUCAAAGUGUCAGUGUAAUCAGCACAUACUGGUCUAAUCAUAGUGAUAUGAUCUUAAAUAGAUUAUGAUUGCUUGGAUUUCAAACCUUUUCCCGUGUUAUGAAAAGGUCAUCAGCUUUAAUCUAGAUAUAUAAAUGGCAUCAAUAUGCAACAUUACAGGGUAAGGCUGAGGAAACUAGCCCGGCAAUAAGAACACGUGGGUAGGCCCGGUCCCUCUACUACCUCAUCAUAUCCAUUAUCACUGUGAUUAUGUUCCCUUGUGAUUAAAAGCCAUAACUUGUAUCCAUCAAAUACUGCAAUGACCCACUGUAACAGACAUAUUCACAUGUACACUAUAUACUGUAGGUCAUCCGUCAGAAACUUUAAACCGGUAUUUCUUAAAUUAUAGGAGAGAAGCACAUAUAUAAUCAAACGUGCAUUAAAUGUGUUAGACGUGUAACUGGGAGAGAAAAUUAAAGUAAUGCUCUGUCAAUAAAGACUACAAGACGUAAACUCCCUUAAGGUAUUGUAACGUAACUGAUACCUAUCAGAUAAGGACACGCUAAUGUAGCAGAAAUACUCACAGGUACCACAAACAUAC